AUGGAAUUUUAUAAAGGUAAGAUUUUUUACUUUGUUUUAUUACAUAUGUCCAAAAAUUUAUUUUUUAUUGUAAAAAAUAGCAAAAACGUUCUUUACAAUUUUAAAAUGAGACGUUUUUUAUUAAAAAUGCCAAUUUUUAUAAACACAAAAUCAAAAAAUUGCAAAAACUUUCUUUUCACUAUUAUUAAAAUCUCAAAAACAAAGUUUGCACUCGGUGUUUUUCGAACUUUUGUAAUCAAGCGCACCGUUGCUCAACUUGCCAGAUCGGACGGGAUCGCGCUUCCGCACUGUGCAAAAGAGACAAAUGGCGCUGCACGGUGCAGAAACUCAUUUUUUGGCAAUAUCUUUGUUUACAAUGAUUGAAAAUGGCAUUUUGAAAAAAUUUUUUCUUUAGGAAAAACUUUCUUUACAAUUUUUACAAAAAUUAUUUUUCUUAUUUUUUGCUUUUGCACAGUGCGGAAAGAACAAAUAUUAUGGCUCUGCACGGUGCAACAAUUAGUUUUUUUUGCAAUAACUUUGUUUACAAUAAGUUUAGAAAUCUAAAAAAUUAUUUUCCAGACUCUCAAUACAAUGCAGCGUACGUAAUUUGGUUAAUUGGCGGCCUAUUUACCUCGAACUUAAUGGUUUAUUUGGCAGUAAUGACGUUAUUACUAGAACGUUGCUUAAUAUUAUAUGCCAAUGGUUUUAAAUCAGAACUACUACCUUGGUGCAGUCGCGUGGCUAGCCUAGUUUUACCAUUGGUUUUUGUGGCUUUUAUUAUUACAACUGUUUUUGAUGCGCCGGUUAAUCAGUAUACUAGUAAGAUUGAAGCUGAGACAAUUUUUUUGCAAUAACUUUCUUUCCCACGGCAAAAAAUUUAAAAAAUAGUAAAAUUUGCAGGUUUUAUAACCAUAAGUCAACUUACUAUAAGUUUAUAUUUUUACAAAAAUUGCAUUUUGGCAAUUCUUGGUUUUUUGACGAAGUGUCAAAUUGAUUGUGACAUUUCGUCUACUGAGCAAAAGUUGUUUAAAGUAAUGAAAAACACAUUUAAAUGAUGGUUUUUAUAAGUCAAAUUACCAAAAGUGCAAUUUCACCUUAUUUUCGGUUUUUGUAACGAAGUGUCACAUUGAUUGUGACAUUUCGUUAAAUUAGUAAAAUAGACUUUUGUUCUUAAAAAAGGUCAUUUUAAAAACCAGAACUGUCAAUAUUGUUGAUUUAGUUGUUUUUUAAUUAUUUUUAAAAAGUUGACGAAAUGUCACAUUGAUUGAUUGAUUUUGACAUUUCGUCAACAUGCACUUUAUAGACUUUUCUCAACGUAAAAUGCCAUUUUUGUAUUAAAUAUUAUCUUUUAAAAAGUCAUAAAUCAAUUAAACGUAUUUUACCUUUUUUUUUACUUUUAAAGACGACAUUUCAGAAAACUUUCGAGCCGAAAAUGUAUGUCUAAAUAGCUGUGGCAUUAUUCAAACAGAAUAUCGUAUUAUCAUAUGUGUUAUCAAUGGUAUACUGUCAUUUCUACUGUUGAUAAAGCUACAUCAACGUAACAAAGCAUCGAGUAAUGCUUGGGUAGUGACUGAAACCGAAAGCUCAAAUGGCAGGUCGAAUGAAGUUGUUCAAGCGGCCCAAACGGCUGCUUUAACUCAAAUCUUCUUCAAUAUUAUACCAUUAUGUGUCAAAAUGAGUGUGGAUGUAAGUUGAAAAAGUUUUUUUUAAUUUUGCAGUAGGUUUCGUCAUCUAUUUUUAAAAAAUAAUGGCAUUUUUGGCCUGUUAAAGCAUGUUUUUAGACUUUGUUUGGGUUUUGCAGACUGCGGGUGACAUGUUAUACGUUGAAGUAGUUUUAUUUUAUUAAGAAAAAUAAAAAUGAAAAGGCAAAAACUUUCUUUACAAAACACAAAAUAUUAUUUGAAAAGCGAAAAACAGCAUUUUCAGUGCCAGCGCAGAAACUUUGUUUACAGAACAAAAAAUGGCAAGGACUUUCUUUGCAAAACACAAAAUGGCAAGAACUUUCUUUACAGAACAAAAAAUGGCAAGAACUUUCUUUACAAAACACAAAAUGGCAAGAACUUUCUUUAAAAAACAAAAAAUGGCUAGAACUUUCUUUACAAAACAAAAAAUGGCAAGAACUUUCUUUACAAAAACAGAAAUGACAAGAACUUUCUUUACAAAAUAAAAAAUCGCAAGAACUUUGUUUACAGAACAAAAAAUGGCAAGAACUUUCUUUACAAAACACAAAAUAGCAAGAACUUUCUUUACAGAACAGAAAUGGCAAGAACUUUCUUUAGAGAACAUAAAAUGGCAAGAACUUUCUUUACCGAACAAAAAAUGGCAAGAACUUUCUUUACAAAACUCAAAAACUGAACUUCAAAAAAUAAAAAAAAAAUUUUCAAUUUUAAAAAAAUUUUAAAAUAUCAAAAUUUUUAGGUAUUCAUAACAGACCCACAAGGUACAGUGCUAAUGAUUCAGAUGCUGGCUCAUUCCUGUGAUGCCAUUUAUAAUUGUUACAUAUACACGAAGAUUGUCAACAGAGCAAGGAAACGUAGCGAUGACGCUUUAAGUGUCCUGAUUGUACCUAGAAGACCUACCAUUGACUGUUCGACUGCUUCGGCUAUGUCACCAGGCUUCAAGAGAGCUGUGGUGACAUUUUGA
This is a messenger RNA of Bursaphelenchus okinawaensis, 2622 nucleotides long. Lineage: Eukaryota; Metazoa; Nematoda; Chromadorea; Rhabditida; Aphelenchoididae. The record is from the annotation of a GenBank genome assembly.